Messenger RNA from Meloidogyne enterolobii, 617 nucleotides. The record is from the annotation of a GenBank genome assembly. NCBI's taxonomy places the organism in Eukaryota, Metazoa, Nematoda, Chromadorea, Rhabditida, Meloidogynidae.
GGACUACCUACCUACAAAUCAAUUAAUUAAAAAAAAACAAAAAAUGUUACUUCGUCCCCCAUCACCUACUUCCACCAAACCCCCCUCCAACCCUUCUACUACAACUUUUCGAGUACAAAAACGCCAAAAACGUUCCCCACACCAACUUUCAUUAGAAACAGAUCCAUUAAUUAGACCAUCAAUUAGUUCUUGUCUUUUUAAAUCUGAUGAAGUAGAGGAAGAAGAAAUUGAAGAAAUAGGAGAAGAAGGAAAUAAGGAAAUUAAAAAUAAUAAUAUUUUGAGAACUUGUUCGGCUCGACAAAUAAAUACUAAACAACAACAACCAACAACAAAAAGACCAGCAACUGCUUUAUUAAUUUAUUCACCUGAAGGAUAUGGAAAGGAUGAUAGACGAAGCCGGGCUAAUUCUGUUUAUCUUGUAAGAAAAAAAAUAUUUUUGAUUGAAAUAUAUAGCCGGCCUCGGGUUUAAAUAAAUAUUUGUAAUGAAGAAAGUGAAGAGUAAUUGUUGGUAUUCAGAGUAGAAACCGGACUGGGAGGAGGAUCGUUAGAAAAUCGAAAUUGUGAAAAAUAGCUAUCUUGUUCGAAAUCUCCUCUCGAUUUGGUUUCUAAUUUGGACU